CUUGAUACAGUGAUAAGGGUCCCGGGAUUUCAAUGGAAUUAGAAACUCAGCAGUAGCUUAGGAUCUCUUUGCUUGGUCGAGUGCUUCAUUAAGUAGUCUCUAGUUUGCUGCAAAGUGUUGAAACGGUCGAGAAACGACUCGUCCCUGAGCCUCCAUGGCGAUCUCUUUCGUGGCGCUAUUGGUCUGUUCGGCAGUCUACUGCUGCUACGUCGACUGCGCUCCUGCUGGCGCUGAUGAGGACCUCCGGACGGGGAUCAUGUUUAACCAGUUGGCCAUCGCCGAACUGACGAAGCAGCAGAGGAAUUUCGAAGACAUCAGAGACCAAAUAGCUUCCAUGUCUUCCUCCCUGGUGAGCUCUCAGUCCUUCGUCCUUGGGUUCCUGGAAAACGUCUCCACUCGCAUGGAAACCUCAUCUAGAAGCAUUGCCACUCACCUGGAGGGUUCUAAACAGCUGAUGGAAUCUGUGGCAGGCAUUGUGUUGAUGACACAGGGACACCAACACAAUCUGACUGUCGAAAUGAGAAAGGCUGUUCAAGCGAGUUCGCGAACCUCUGAAGAACAUAUGGCUGCCCUACGAAAUUUACUUUUAGAGACAAAUUCCAGACUCGAUUCCCUGGAAACAUCUGUCAAGUCUCUACAAAUUCCUGCGCAAAUUCCUCUACAGAUUCCGUCGGCCUCCAAUCGAACUCAAGAAGAAGUUCCCAAAGUAGUAGUAGAUACUGAUCUCUCCGAAAGCUUCUGCCCCCCACAUUUCUUCACUUCCGGGAGGGAAUGUUUUUACGUCGUGGAAAGAAGGUUGAUGUGGGAAGACGCCCGGAAGGAAUGCCAAAGCCUCAGACUCGUCAGCGAAGAAGUAGAAGGAAAAGAAGAAGAAGAAGAACAGGACAUAGAGAUCAUAGCGCAGCUGCCGUCUUUUAGAUGGAAAAGGCAAAGUAGUGAUACCAGAUAUGUCACAGAUCUGGCUGAGCCAGAAGACUUUUCGAAGCUCGUGAAAACUUUAGAACAAUUUGCUGGUACGGCAGGAGACAACUUCUGGAUUGGUGGCCUGAAAGAAGAUUCAACUUGGAAAUGGCUGAGCCAGUCAAAAAUCCCCGUGACCUCUUGGCUCCGCGGGUACCCUAGGUCACGGGACCAGGUCGUUCUGAUGAGGAAGAGGUCACCUUACCUCUCCAGUCGAACUGGUAGGCAGAGGAACCCCGCCAUUUGUGAAAUAACUCAGAGGAGACGAACACCAUAAAAUAUUUUUCUGUUUCCUCAACGGUUCUGAAUCUGAUUAGUGAAUUGAUUCAGAGAAAUAGAAAUGGGAAAAUAGAUAAAUAGUUGAAUGGAAGUAGUUAAAAAGAAAUAAAAUCUCAAAUAGAUAAAUAGUUGAAUGGACGUAGUUAAAAAGAAAUAAAAUCUCAAAUAGAUAAAUAGUUGAAUGGACGUAGUUAAAAAGAAAUAAAAUCUCAAAUAGAUAAAUAGUUGAAUGGACGUAGUUAAAAAGAAAUAAAAUCUCAAAUAGAUAAAUAGUUGAAUGGACGUAGUUAAAACGAAAUAAAAUCUCAAAUAGAUAAAUAGUUGAAUGGACGUAGUUAAAAAGAAAUAAAACCUCAAAUAGAUAAAUAGUUGAAUGGACGUAGUUAAAAAGAAAUAAAAUCUCAAAUAGAUAAAUAGUUGCAUUGAGAGACUGGUUAUUCAUAAAAGGACAUUUUACAUGAAAAGACAAGCAAAAACAGAGCGUUGAAUAAGUAGUAUUAUCUUCCAUUUUUCUUUUAUGAAUAUGGCUCAUAAGUUGAUUCAAUUACACGGUGAACUAGCACUCACAAUAUGGAUGUCCGUAUAUCUUAAACCAUGAUCUUUCUUUUUUUAUUCUAGGGUAAACUAGUAACAAGUGCGUAUGGAAAAGAUUUAGCCAUGCGACAAAAUCAAUUACAUAGAUUCAGAUUUGAUCAAAGUAACGAAGAUGGUAUGGUUUUAUAUUAGGUACUUAUUCCUUACGAUACUUUCUUUGGUUGUUUAUUACCAAAAACUGAUCUCAACAUCUUUUUCUUUCUCCCGUUAUCAUAAUUCCGUUUACUUCCCUUGUGAUAUUUCAAAAAAAAUAA
Macrobrachium nipponense is the source of this 2087-nucleotide messenger RNA. RefSeq lists its product as uncharacterized. NCBI's taxonomy places the organism in Eukaryota, Metazoa, Arthropoda, Malacostraca, Decapoda, Palaemonidae. The record is from RefSeq and is a predicted model, not a curated record. Bases 155 to 1237 code for a protein of 360 amino acids. The transcript has 9 exons.